Fusarium poae is the source of this 4752-nucleotide messenger RNA. RefSeq lists its product as uncharacterized. The transcript has 4 exons. Bases 1 to 4752 code for a protein of 1583 amino acids. Lineage: Eukaryota; Fungi; Ascomycota; Sordariomycetes; Hypocreales; Nectriaceae. The record is from RefSeq and is a predicted model, not a curated record.
AUGCCUAAACCUAAACCUCAUCCCGUCUCUGGGGUGGACCUACCAACCUUGGGGCCAUCGACCUCACCAGAAAAGGCCUUGGACCCAAGCAGAGUUCAUGGUAGUCAGCAGCCGCCCAACCAGCGCGAAGCCUUCAAUGCGUUCUAUCCCAACGGAUUACCCAAUGUCUACAAGAUGUUUCAGACCCCUGGCACCGACGGUGUCCGGCAGACGUAUCUUGAAGACUAUCUUCCUGUGGGAUUUUACAUGAAUCCUCGCACUGAAGCUGGGGCUAUCUUCUCUACACAAUGUGGACAACAGCCUUUCCGCCGAGUGGACCAGCUGAUGCCACAGCGUCGCGUUCACCUUUGGAACAAGGAUGAAAUCCAGUCCGUCUGUAACUCGCUUCGCAGGCUCUACUGGGGUCACAUGAAGUACAUGCAGAAACCCUCUUGCUGGGAUGACUUGUGGACCUAUUUCGAUACCCACGACAUCUACAACUAUGGAGCCCUGAAUCUCUGGAACGUGGUCAACCAUCUCUAUGAUGAGAACCAAAUCAUCGCUGAGGACGUGAAAAAGACAACGGCCGUUGAAGUCGGCUUCUGGGCCGAUUCAUGGAUGUACGUGGAGUCCAACUGCCAGAACCUCAUAAACUGGGAUGAAACUCAAUCUAUCAUCUCACUUCUCAGUCAGGACGAUUGGAAUUCGAUCGGUCGGAUCCCAGCUGAUGUUGUGGCGCUCGUUGAAAACGCGCUUACACACCGUCGCUCCCUGCUACUUGCUCCCGAAAAGCUAAGACUGGGUUCGGACGUGAAGCCAAAUCAUCUAAUGCAGUCUUGCGCCGACGACGGCCUCGAAAACUGGCUUGCUGGCCAACGCAUCUUCGAACCCUCAGGCCUUCCGCCACCUCCAGCGGUCAACCCCCACCAAGCCUCGCCAACUUCCAUGAAGGCUUCGGCGCCUGUUCUUGUAUUAGAAGGUAAACACUACUAUCAGUCGCCAUCCGAAAAGCGCGUACCCAGCGCAGUGGAAGCCCUGCACCAAUCCGCUGCCGCCGCUGGACCUGUCGCUCACAGUAACAGCGGCGCAGUGUUGACGGAACAGACCAAGACGACCAACCCCGGGGAAAUUCUUCAAGUAUCACCUCAAACCAUUUGCAAAUCUACCGAGCCCUCUUGUUCUGUGCCAUUCCUAUCACCUGGUAAUGGAGAAAACAACUACGUCGCUUCUAACUCAUCAACGAAGCAAAAGAAGGGAUCGUUUAAGAAACGCCGCGAUCUAGAAGAGUUCGAUGUACAAACCCCGACAAAAGCUGGGCGACGAGGUCGUGGCAACCCUCGGGCGACUCCAGGAGCUCACAAUUCCACAGUGACAACGUCACUGCCAACAUCGACCGCAAUGGAAUUUUCAACCCUGAGGACUCCUGAAAAGCAGACCAACAGUGCCCAGGCUAUUUCGAGUCCUUCGAAGGAGGAUGACACCGGAGGUAACAGCAAGCAAAGUGAUGCCGAGUCUCAGGCUGCGCGACCAAAUCAAUCUUCUGGUCGCCUGGCCCCCCAGGAACACAAGAGCACACAGCCCCUUGGUGAUGCGAACAGUCCCAAACGAUUACAAAAACUGGAACCAAAUUUCCAUACCAACCACAUGCCUGGAGCUCACGCAGAGGGGGCAGGACAGCCAAAUCAGAUGCACAAUCCUCUGGGAAUUACUUUCCACCCCUCUGGAACCUUCAAUCAAGUGGCCCAAGGAGGGUACAUUGCCCCUCAGGACAAUGCCUCUAAUGGAACGAGCUACCGUCAUGUGAGCAUGCAGCAACCAUUUCUUCAUCCAAAAGGUUGCCCACCCAACCGUGGUCGGAAUCCCAACAACUCUUCCCGCCUGGAACGCUCCGAGCUGAACGACAAUCGUUGGUAUCAAAACAACGAGAACUUUAACACUACUCACUCAGGGUUCAGUCGUGGAGGUAAUCAGCGUGGUGGACGCAAAGGGACAGGCCGUCGAGGUGGCCACAACCAGCGAAACGCAACAGCGCCUGUUACGCAACCACAUGUUAGUUCCGACCCCUUCCAGAAGAUGCGAGAUGGAGGACUAUGGAAGAACGGCAAGUGGCGCCGAGAAGGCUCGGAUCCAAUACAAGUGACGUGUCGGAACGUCCAGGAUGGAUAUGCCAUUAGAGACUACGUUCAUUGCUCCUGCCAGAUGUGCGAGGCUCGUAACCGAUCUGUGCACGUCGCCGUGGAAUCCCAACAUGAAAUGUCAUCGGUAGAUAUGCAGUCACGGAUCAAGUAUGGUUUAUCUAGGCGAUACGGGCUUGUAGACGAAGUAUACCCAUUGCCUUCCAAGGAACCAGGACGCUUCAUAGUCAGGUUCAAUAACCCUUCAUCUGUUGGUGAAGCCCUAACGAUGGGUGGUGGAAAUAUGCCCGAACACGCUCUAUCGGUUACUUUCCACCCGGCUAUGCGUUCCAAGUGGACACUCUCCGAGCAAGCACCGACUCGGGUGACCUCUAGCCAGGCCAUUGACCAACAUCCCUCUUCUGUGCCAUUCUCUUCGUAUCCAUUUGGCCUCGUUGUGCCUGGUGUUUCGGCAGCUCACCAGAUCCCACCUGGAAUGCUUCAUCCAUCUGUGGCGAACCCAGCCAAUGCGCGUAUGUGGCCCAAGAGCAGUGGCCAACAAGCUUUCUCUGGAUUUGUACAACCUCAUACACUGAAUCGACCAUCUGUUGCUCCUCAGCUGAUGACGAAACUACCUGAUUUCGUUCCUGCCGUACAUGGCUAUCCUCAAGAGCAAACCUUUGUCCCGGGAUCUACACACUUGGAGACUGUCGGCCAAACCCUCGGUGAGCCAUUGCAAACAAAGCCGCCUGCUGAGGAAGCUUUGGAAGAUAUGCAUCGCAAUGAUCUACAUGGUUCCUACAGUCCAGAAAGCGACGGAAAUGGGACUACUGGAACCAAAGCUCGUGUUUCAUUGCCUAACACCCCCUCCAAGGCAUCUCCAACCACGGAAGAAGCACACACAAGACAACCCACGGCCACAGAGAAGGGCGCGGAUAGCCAGGCUAGUGUAGAGGUUGUGCAUCCCCUUACACACACAUCAUCUGUCCCAGACAGCAGUGCGACCGGCCACAAUCGCGUACCCAGCGUCUUCACUGAGAACGAAAUCAAGGAAAGGCGCCAAGCGUGGGCAAAGAUUCCCAUGCCACUAAAUCGUCACCGUUCUAGAAAUUUUACACCAACUAAAUCCAGCAGUGGCCCUGUCAAAGAUGGCGAUAACUGGCGGGUUUCAAAGGGUGAUAAGCGCGAAGUGUACGGUGCUGAAUCCGAACUGUCAACCCCGACCAAGAACGUGACAUUCACUCCUGAUACUGGCAGUGUUUAUGAGCAAUCUCCUCAGAAACCGGCAUCUCCCACAUGUGCGCAGAAGGACUCCAUUGGCAAAUCAACUGGACCGGCAGGACAAGAAACAACUAUCGAAGAGAACGUCGAUCAGGACAGGGGACUGGCUACUACCUCUUCUCAAACCGGCAAGAAUGGAUGCCAGAGCGAGCCAGAUCAAACCCAAGUGCUCAAGCACAUCGAACAAGACACUCCGUCAAAAGUUUCUGACACAAACCGGCGUUCAGACAACGGACAAGCUCAGCCAAAGGGAAAGGGGAAGGGUCCGAAAUCGAAGUCGAAGAAGAAGAAGUCAAAACAUAAGAUGAUGUCUCAAGGCCACGAAUCUAACUCUCACACGCCCCAUCCCCAUACGACCACUCAAGCUCCUCCGGGCGAUUCUGAGAGUACGCGUCACGGCCUUACACCCAUAAUUGACUUGGAUAAUCAGCCGUUUGAGUCGUUCUCCCCUACAAAGCGGCACUAUGACGACCCCGAACAACAUUCUGCAUCCGAUCUUUCCAAACAAAGCAAGAAUCAGGGAAACACCCAGCAAAUUCCGCACGAUGAAUCGGACUCGCCCGAUGAGGAUGCCCGUAAUCGUAAGGGAUUCAGAUUCGGCAGGGGAGGUUCGCUUCGUAUGGGCAAGAUACGUCGCCAUGCCAUCAAGACUGUGCCAGUACCUGCAGAGCAGUCCACAGACACCCAGAUUUCUCUCCCUUCAUCGGAUUUUGCCUUUCAAUGUCAGAGCGAUUCUGCCUCUACUGCUUCACCAAGCUUACAUGGGCCCGACAACAGUGCAACGAGCCGACUGAACCCCAAAGCACAGGAGUUUGUCUCACCACCCAUGGACAAGCAAACAACACCAGAUUCUGAUGGAAACGAGAGCUUCGAUAGGCUCACAUCAGAAGAUGCAACCAAUCGCACGCGAAAUGCCAUUCAAGAACCACUGAAGUCUGGCCUGGGCGCAGCUCCUACCGACGACUCCAUGCUUUCUGCGGUAGCUACUUCAGUCCCAAAACAUCAACGGGCUCUAUCGGAAGCGGCUCAGAAAGAGACCUUGGCAAAUGACAAAGAGGGAGCGUGCCAGGACCAUACAAAGACACCAGGAAAAGGCCCCAAGAGAGGAAAGGGCAAAGAAAGAGCCGCUACAAUGGGCGCGAAGAAAGAAAAGACAGGGGGCACAGGGGAAGCAACCCAGGAUUCACCUAGAACUCCCAAACAACCAAUCACCAAAACCAGGAAGCCUGGCCUGAUCAACGAUGAUUGGCCUCCUCUUUCAGCAUCUCGGGAUCGUGCCCCAUCCAAGCCGCAGACACCCUCGGUCUGGGGCGCAAAGACGAAAGCUGUUGUGGAAAAUGGUGACCUAGAACAGGGCUCUCCCGUUACCGAAGAAUGA